Messenger RNA from Physcomitrium patens, 3326 nucleotides. The record is from RefSeq and is a predicted model, not a curated record. NCBI's taxonomy places the organism in Eukaryota, Viridiplantae, Streptophyta, Bryopsida, Funariales, Funariaceae.
GUGGAAGACUUAGCUCAUCGUUUGCUGGGCUCUGUGCGCGUCGGAUUCUGGCUUUCCCCGUUGGUCCGGUCGCCUCAUUUGCGGAAAGAGUUGCUCAUUGAGCUGCGGCACGUGGUUUCAUUUUGUUAAGGAGCUCUUGGUCGUCGCAUUUGGUGCUGUGAAACUUGAGUGUUAACUUUGGAUCGCGUGGAUCACUAUAGGCGGUUGCGAAAGCGAACUUUUCGCGAGUUUUUUGUAUUGUCGUUGGUGCGAAAGUCGUGUGCUGUGAGUUUAAGGAUUGUAUUCUUCUCAGCGUACGGAAGUGAUCGGAGAGUAGUGACAGAAUUUUGGUGUGUUACGUUCAGGAACAGAAAUAACUAGUGCGGCAGUGGUAGUAUUUCGCUGGCGAUGUCGCGCGUUAUUGAUUUUCAUGGGGUUUGAGCGCUGUAGUCUGCGUUUGCUAUCGUCACCGCAUCACUUGCUUCUCUCGUUGAAUUCGUUGGGCCUGGCCUGUGCUGCUGCGAGGGAUUCUUAGUCCAUUUAUUUGUUAUGGAUUUCGACGUCUCGCAAUUUUUAAACAAUCAAGCCAUCGUUGGAAUUGCAGCUCGGUACACGUAAAGAGGCUUGUGUAAUAUUUGUCUUGGUCUUACCUGCAUGAGACGGUGCAAUCUAGGUCUUCCAAAUGGUCGGAAUUUGGAGGUGGUUGGCUUGAGCCUUUCGUGACAGGGUAUAUCGGUUUUCCUCUGGGGCUGAUAGAAGCUACAUGCAAUUGCUCUUUGACCCCGUAUUGACCAGCACUGAUUCCCCUCUCACUGUUUGGAACUAUGUUUAGCUAGUGUUUGCGGGACCGGCAAGAUUUCGUGAAACUGACCCUUCCUACGGCCAUUGCGUGCAGAUCAUCUAAUUUUUUGGUUCCUUACGAACAAUUUCAGCUGGUAUAAUUUUAUUUUUCUGGUGACGCGAUUCGCGGAAGGUUACGGUGCGUCGCAUCGAGAGUGCCAAAUUUAAAUACCAAGUUGACUGAAAGUAUUCAAGAUGGAUAACAGCUUGAUCGGCUUGGUUAAUCGGAUCCAACGAGCUUGCACGGUUCUUGGAGACUAUGGUGGCGAGGGUGCAGUUGCAAGUCUUUGGGAAUCUCUACCAUCCGUUGCUGUGGUGGGGGGCCAGAGUUCUGGGAAAUCCUCGGUGCUAGAGAGUAUUGUUGGCCGAGACUUCCUUCCCCGUGGUUCAGGUAUUGUGACACGGCGGCCACUUGUCCUGCAAUUGCACAAGACGGACGACAAGUAUGAGUAUGCAGAGUUUCUCCAUAUGCCCAAGAAACGGUUUACUGACUUUGCUGCUGUCAGAAAAGAAAUCUCGGAUGAAACCGAUCGGGUUACCGGCCGCUCCAAGCAGAUCUCCCCUGUGCCAAUUCAUUUAAGUGUUUAUUCCCCUAAUGUGGUGAACCUCACUCUUAUCGAUCUUCCGGGUCUGACCAAGAUUGCUGUUGAUGGACAAUCCGAUACCAUUGUUACUGAUAUUGAGAACAUGGUUCGGUCAUACAUUGAGAAGCCAAACUGUAUAAUUCUCGCUGUAUCGCCAGCUAAUCAGGAUAUUGCGACAUCAGAUGCUAUUAAGGUAGCAAGAGAGGUUGAUCCACAAGGUGAAAGAACUUUUGGUGUUCUGACCAAGUUGGACCUUAUGGACAAGGGUACGAAUGCUCUCGAUGUUUUAGAAGGGCGCUCUUACAGAUUGGUACAUCCAUGGGUAGGAGUCGUCAAUCGUUCUCAGCAAGACAUCAACAAGAAUGUAGAUAUGAUUGCUGCAAGGCGCAGAGAACGAGAAUACUUCCAAACUAGUGAAGAUUACAGUCAUCUGCAGAGCAAGAUGGGCUCAGAAUAUCUGGGCAAGGUUCUUUCUAAGCAUUUGGAAGCAGUGAUCAAGGCUCGAAUUCCUAGCAUACUUGCUAUGAUUAACAAGAUGAUAGAUGACAUCGAAUCAGAGUUGAACCAGAUUGGUAGACCUCUUUCUAAUGAUGCAGGGGCUCAAUUGUACACGGUUUUGGAGCUUUGCAGGGCUUUUGAUCAAAUCUUUAAGGAACAUUUGGAUGGAUCACGACCAGGUGGAGAGAAAAUCUACUUGAUUUUUGAUAAUCAAUUACCGGCGGCUUUGAAAAAACUUCCUCUUGAAAAGCACCUUUCCAUGCAAAAUGUGCGGAAGAUUGUGUCAGAGGCUGAUGGAUACCAACCACAUCUUAUUGCACCUGAGCAAGGUUAUAGGCGUUUGAUUGAGAGUUCGAUUAUAUACUUCCGCGGACCUGCUGAGGCAGUCGUUGAUGCGACACAUUUUAUUCUGAGGGAUCUUGUACGAAGGUCGAUUGGCGAGUGCAUGGAAUUGAAGCGAUUUCCAAGCCUUCAAGCAGAGAUUGCCCAAGCGGCUAUUGAGUCUCUUGAGAGGAUGAGGGAUGAUAGUAAGAAGACUGCUUUGAGGUUAGUAGAUAUGGAGGCUAGCUACUUGACAGUUGAUUUUUUCAGAAAACUUCCUCAAGAAAUAGAGAAAGGAGGAAACCCUUCUGCGUCAACAAUGGACCGUUACACAGAUGGUCAUUUACGACGAAUUGGUGCAAAUGUGUCGGCGUAUAUUAACAUGGUUUGUGAUACCCUGAGAAAAUCUCUACCCAAAGCGGCUGUGCAUUGUCAAGUUCGCGAGGCCAAGCGGUCUUUAAUGGACCAUUUUUAUACUCAAAUUGGCAAGCGAGAGGGAAAACAACUCUCGCAAAUGCUGGAUGAGGAUCCUGCUUUGAUGGAACGUAGAGUCCAGUUAUCGAAGAGACUAGAGCUUUUCAAGCACGCCCGGGAUGAGAUUGAUGCUGUGGUAUGGGCAAAGUAAAGUCUAAAUCUCAACGGUUCAAUAACCAGUACAGUUUAUCACAUUUUAUUGCAGCACAGUUUAUUUUUAUACUCAAAUUGGCAAGCAUUAAAAUAGUGUUGUACUUGAUGUUGAACUAAAGCAACAAACUGUGCUGCAACAUUUGCGAGGGAAGCGGAGUGCACAUUUAUCAGAAGCUUUCAUAGAAGAGUUGUGAAAGAUCAAAUAUCAAGUCAGAUCUAGUUAAGGUUAUGUCUUGGCUUUUGUGCCAGACAUUUGUAAAGUGGUAGGGCGGUUAGUGAUUAUUCCCAGGCUGAAAAAUUAGAUUCAAUCAUUAAUUUUCCAAUUGGAUAGAACGCCAGUUUAUGUUCUGCACGGAAUUCAGUUCAAGAGCUUAGUACCUAAUGAGGCUGAAUAAAUUCCUUGAAUUUUUAUUUUUUUGAACUAUUUACUUUUUAAAGUAAUCUAUUUUCCAUAAGUAGCCCUUGAGCUGCACAAUA